Messenger RNA from Nestor notabilis (Kea), 1599 nucleotides. It is a transcript of the gene CARD9, whose product is annotated as caspase recruitment domain family, member 9. The record is from RefSeq and is a predicted model, not a curated record. The annotation marks the transcript as partial. NCBI's taxonomy places the organism in Eukaryota, Metazoa, Chordata, Aves, Psittaciformes, Psittacidae. The transcript has 12 exons. Gene Ontology annotation, biological process: positive regulation of canonical NF-kappaB signal transduction; regulation of apoptotic process.
AGCAUGUUGGAAGAAGAUAAGGAUGAGACAUGUUGGAAUAACCUGGAGAACUUCCGGGUGAAGCUGAUCUCAGUGAUAGAUCCUGCCCGUAUAACACCUUAUCUUCGGCAGUGCAAAGUGAUCAGCCACGAUGAUGAGGAGCAAGUUCUUAAUGACCCCAGCCUGGUCAUGCGCAAGCGGAAGGCAGGUGUUCUUCUGGACAUUCUGCAGCGAACGGGACACAAGGGCUUUGAGGCGUUUCUGGAGAGUCUUGAGCUUUAUUAUCCACAACUGUAUAAGAAAGUAACUGGCAAGGAACCCAGCAGGGUGUUCUCUAUGAUUAUAGACACCGCUGGGGAAUCGGGCCUGAGCCAGCUCCUCAUGAAUGAGAUCAUGAAGCUGCAGAGCAUGGUGCAGGAGGAGCGGCGGAAGGCGCAGGAGCUCACCGUGUGGCUGCACACCAAAGAGGACACCAUCAGGGAGCUGUGGGUGAGGGACAGCCUGCUCCGCAAGCACCAGGAGCGGGCACAGAAGAUGAAGGAAGAGAGGGACAGCCUGAGCAAGGAGCUGCGGAAGUGCAAGGACGAGAACUACAGCCUGGCAAUGAGCUAUGCCAGACAGAGUGAGGAGAAGAGCACUGCCCUCAUGAAGAACCGGGACCUGAUCCUAGAGAUCGACCACUUGAAGCACAGCCUCAUGAAGGCUGAAGAUGACUGCAAACUGGAGCGUAAGCACACAAUGAAACUGAAGCACGCCAUAGAGCAGCGUCCAAGCCAUGAGGUGAUGUGGGAGAUCCAGCAGGAGAAGGAGUUGCUCUUGGCCAAGAAUCAGGAGCUGGAGAACACUCUCCAGGAGGUUGCCAGGGAACAGAACUUGGAGAAGAGCCUCUCCAAGGAGACUCUGGAGAAUGACUGUAGCCAAAUCCUAGAAGGACGCCGGGAGCUGUUGAACACCAUCUACAGCCUUCGCAAGGAGCUGCGGCGAGCCGAGGUGCUCCAAGACAAAUAUGCAGAGGAAAAGGAGAUGCUUGAACUCCAGUGCACGUCUCUGAGGAAGGACUCCCAGAUGUAUAGAAAACGGAUUGAAGCUGUCUUGAAGCAGAUGGAGGAAGUGGCUUCAGAAAGAGAUCAGGCACUCCUGACCCGAGAACAGUUCUAUGUGCAGUACUCCAAGAACCUGGUCGAGAGGGACACUUACCGCAAGCAGAUCCGGGAGCUGGGGGAGCGCUGUGACGAAAUGCAGCUGCAGCUCUUCCAAAAGGAGAGUCAGUUACUGGCCGUGGAAGCCAAGCUGAAAAGGCUGCAGCUGGAGUUACCCACACCGACCUCUGACCUGGAUGAUGCCUCCUCCAGAGAUUCCCAGGAACUUACUCUUCACGGUCACCUAGAUGAAGACACACAGCCAGCUAAAAAAGACUGUCCUGAAGGACAAAGCCAGCAAUUUAGCACUCAAGAGAGCAGUCUGCCUCCAAAGUCACCAAGUUUCAAGAACUGUGUUUUAGCCAACGAGGAACUGGCAGAAAAGGAGCGGAGGAGGAUGAAGGACUGCUUUGAGCGUUACCAAAGGAAGAGAGCGCUGCGGCGGGCACCGAAGGGCCGGCACCGCGACGCCGACUGCGAG